Molecule: messenger RNA, 576 nt
Organism: Lecanosticta acicola
Lineage: Eukaryota; Fungi; Ascomycota; Dothideomycetes; Mycosphaerellales; Mycosphaerellaceae
Source: the annotation of a GenBank genome assembly
AUGCUUUCUACACAGCGACCAGCGGACCCUCUGCGAAAGGAUAGUGCGAUGGACGUGGUGGUGGUUCUGGACAACGCUGCGAAACAUACAUCUCAGACUAUGGAUUCAACAAGAAGACAGAAGACCACGUUUGCCGGAGGUCGUGAUGGGCUCCGGAUUCCGCCUCCCGCGAGCAGCUCAACGUCUUCUCGCAUGACAAUGAAGCUGCUCGAGCGAAAAUGUCAAAAGCAUAUCGAAGCCGUCAACUCUCGCGAUUUCUACGAAGACGGUGCUAUCUGGUUCGACAAGACUGAGGAUUGGGAAGCCGAGAUUCCUUUCCUCUCCGACAAGACGAUGAAUCUCCCUCAACACGUCGCCGCCUGGCAGAAAUUGGCUCGAAGGUAUCCGGAAUAUGGAAUCCGAUGCAUCGAAAUGACGACCGCCAUGGGCGAGGGUGGGCGAUCGGCGGAGACUUUUGCGGUGGUGGAGAUUACGGGUAUGCCAACCGGGACGGCUUGGAGGAGUACUUGCGUGGCUUCUUUUGAGUCGGUGGAGGGCAAGUGGCUGGCGACGAAGUUCAAGACGAUUCCAGGUUGA